CUUUUGACUACAGAGCUCUUAUUUGCGCAAUUUCGAAUUCAAGGUGAUUCUAUAGUAUUUGAUCACCGUUAUUCAGUGUUUUCACCCCACCAUAUAAUCUUCAAAAUGUUCAUCUCGCGGUCAGAAUAUGAUCGUGGUAUCAAUACCUUCUCCCCAGAAGGCCGUCUCUUUCAAGUUGAAUACUCGCUCGAGGCCAUCAAACUCGGCUCGACGGCAAUAGGCGUCUCUACAUCUGAGGGUGUGAUUCUCGGAGUCGAAAAACGCGUCACGUCGACUUUGCUCGAAACAUCGUCCGUGGAAAAGAUUGUCGAAAUAGAUCGACAUAUCGGCUGCGCGAUGUCUGGCUUGCAAGCUGACGCGCGCAGCAUGAUCGAACAUGCUCGAGUCGAAGCCCAGAACCAUGCUUUCAACUAUGCAGAACCACUGCGAGUGGAGAGCUGCACGCAGGCAAUUUGCGAUUUGGCACUCAGGUUUGGCGAGGGCGCCGAGGGCGAGGAGAGCAUCAUGAGUAGACCAUUUGGUGUUGCAUUGUUGAUUGCUGGUUACGAUGAAGACGGACCAAGUCUAUACCACGCCGAGCCCUCUGGCACGUUCUAUCGAUACGACGCGAAAGCCAUCGGCUCCGGAUCGGAAGGCGCGCAGGCGGAGCUGCAGAAUGAAUUCCACAAAUCGCUCACAUUGUCGGAAGCCGAAGAUCUAGUGUUGAAGACACUGAAGCAGGUUAUGGAAGAAAAGUUAGAUAGUAAGAAUGUGCAGCUUGCCAGCGUGACGAAGGAGAAGGGGUUCAGAAUUUAUGCAGACGAGGAGAUGGAGAGGGUGGUAGGAAGACUACCCAAAAACUAAGCGUUAGAACUCACGCAUCAAACCAAACUUGAAGCAAGGCGUUUGGGCGUCACAGCAAUGGCAUGUAGCAUUACACCGCAUCUAUCAGGUGAAUAGACGGCGAAGGCCAGGCGAUAGAGCCAAUAAAGAUAAACGACGCCGCACUACGAAGUCCUGUGAUGGGAGCGGCCUCUUUCGCACUGAAAACGAGCUCCGAUUGAUCUAUGCAUAUACGUCUUAUUUCAAAUUG
This is a messenger RNA of Verruconis gallopava, 1072 nucleotides long. Its product is annotated as proteasome subunit alpha type-5. Gene Ontology annotation, cellular component: proteasome core complex; nucleus; proteasome core complex, alpha-subunit complex. Gene Ontology annotation, biological process: proteasome-mediated ubiquitin-dependent protein catabolic process. The record is from RefSeq and is a predicted model, not a curated record. The transcript has 5 exons. Bases 106 to 843 code for a protein of 245 amino acids. Lineage: Eukaryota; Fungi; Ascomycota; Dothideomycetes; Venturiales; Sympoventuriaceae.